UCUCCUCCCUGCCGCGCAUGCGCGUCAAUGGCGCCGCCAGUCGCCGGCGUCGUGCGUCUUGCCGCGGCCUCCCGCGUAUUAGUUCUGUCCCUCUACCUGCUCGCCCGCCUCCUCUUGCGCCCCUACGACACCUCCGCUACUCUCCACCCACCCUGCCUCUCCUCUUUCUCCUCUUCCCCGGAUCCCAACACGCCCGUCUCCGCCGCUAUCUCGUCGCUGGCCGUGUGGGACGGUGUCCACUUCGCCCGCCCCGCUGAGUGCGGCUACGAGUACGAGCAGUCCUUCGCCUUCCUCCCACUCCUCCCCGCCUCCCUCGUGCUCCUCGCACGAUCGUUGUUCGCGCCGCUAGUACCGAUACUAGGGUACAGGGCCGUGCUCGUGCUCUCCGGCUAUGUCCUCAACAACGUCGCAUUCGUUGCUGCUGCGGCCUACUUCUACAGGUGUUCGCCGUCUGAUGAGCUUUACUGUUUUCGUCUUCACACAGAUUUGGGCUGAUUCUAUGCGUUAGAUGGGCUCUAAAACCACAGUUAUGCAUCUAUUUGGAAGUCAUUUGUAGCCAUUUAUUGAUUCUUCAAACAUUUCAAGACUGGACAAUGCUUGAGAGCAGUGCACACUGGAAUGCAGUAGCUGUUUUCCCUGCACUUUAUUGGCGAUGCCACGCCAGAGUUUUUGCACAGUUCAAUAGCUGGUGUUCUUUGGUGGAUAAUAUUAGAUUGUCUGUGCUGAUUUUGAAGGACCAGAAAGCUGCUUACCGAGCAUCUGUUCUGUUUUGUUUCAACCCUGCUUCUGUGUUCUACUCAUCAUUGUAUUCAGAAAGUCUUUAUGCACUUUUUUCUCUUAGGGGCAUCUUCUACGUGUUUUCCGGUGCUAAUACUGUUGCAGUGAUAAUGCUCGCUCUGUCUGGUUCAGCUAGGUCAAAUGGAGCACUUAAUGCUGGCUAUUUCUGUUUUCAGGCCUUGCUACAAGCAUAUGAUGCUACUGUACAAAAGAAAAGGCCCUUGUUGGCAAUUCAGGCCCUUGUGGCUGGAGCUUUGCGCUCCAUUUUCAUAUUUCUACCUUUCUUUGCUUUCCAAGCAUAUGGAUAUUUGAACAUAUGUGUACAUGGGAGCUCAGACGAAUUGAGGCCAUGGUGCAAAGCAAAAGUUCCCCUAUUGUAUGGCUUCAUCCAAAGCCACUACUGGGGAGUUGGUUUCUUGAGGUACUUCCAAGUGAAGCAGCUGCCGAACUUUCUCUUGGCCUCACCAGUGCUUUCUCUCGCGGUUUAUUCUAUUGUCCAUUACGCAAAACUGCUUCACCGGUGUUUCCAGAGAACUAGCGUCCACAAGCAGAUUAUCACUGCUCUAGAGAAAAGGCCAGUUGUGUCGUAUAGAAGAUCAGAUGACGCGACAAUUUUGAGUGAACCUCCUGCUGGACUCACCAAGAAAGCACAAGGGAGCUCUAAGGCUAAACAGAGAAAACCAGUUGCUACCGAGAUAGCUCCUGCGACAUUCCAUGACAGUACCACGCCAGCUAACCAAAACAUCGAAGAGGAUCAGGACGCGUGCUCCAUACUACUACUCCCAUUCGUUCUGCAUCUGGCCUUCAUGGCAUUCACAGCCUUGUUCGUGAUGCACGUCCAGGUGUCCACACGGUUCCUAUCCGCUAGCCCCGCGGUUUACUGGGCUGCCGCGCACGUUCUGGCUUCUCCGAGCCGCGCCAACAGACGAUGGGGCUACCUGAUCUGUGUCUAUUUCAUCGCGUACAUUCUUCUAGGUAGCCUGCUCUUCUCCAACUUCUACCCUUUCACGUAACGUAAGAACGGCGGAGUGGGGGGUGUCCCCGGAUGCGUUAUCCAGUAGCGAGCCACUCCCGCAGUGGAUGGCUCAUCUGUUUAUCAGGUGGAUUAUCUCGACCAGCUUUGCCUGAAGGUUUCCCUAGGUUGGUAGGUGCUUCACUGGUUCAGUAAUUGAGCGUUGGCUACUCGAAUCGCUUGGAAUCUGCUUGCAUUCGGUUAUGAUGUGGCCACGAGCUUUUUCAUAUGUUUUCUUAGAAUCAGAAGUUGGAGAGCAGAAGACAUAAUAACAUCAGUCCCAACUCCCAACUCGGAAGAUCACAAACUUGUUCUUCUCAGAGCAACAUGUAUGCAAACAUCUUGGGGGGGUCGAUCUUCUCCAAUUAUUCAAAUGCCACUAUCUAUCUC
This is a messenger RNA of Zea mays, 2179 nucleotides long. RefSeq names its product GPI mannosyltransferase 2. The transcript is spliced from 8 exons. The record is from RefSeq and is a predicted model, not a curated record. The coding region runs from base 594 to 1790 and encodes 398 amino acids. NCBI's taxonomy places the organism in Eukaryota, Viridiplantae, Streptophyta, Magnoliopsida, Poales, Poaceae. Gene Ontology annotation, cellular component: mannosyltransferase complex; endoplasmic reticulum membrane. Gene Ontology annotation, molecular function: GPI mannosyltransferase activity; alpha-1,6-mannosyltransferase activity. Gene Ontology annotation, biological process: GPI anchor biosynthetic process.